Messenger RNA from Nematostella vectensis (starlet sea anemone), 1634 nucleotides. RefSeq names its product tRNA-splicing endonuclease subunit Sen54. The transcript has 11 exons. Bases 112 to 1092 code for a protein of 326 amino acids. Gene Ontology annotation, biological process: tRNA-type intron splice site recognition and cleavage. The record is from RefSeq and is a predicted model, not a curated record. Gene Ontology annotation, cellular component: tRNA-intron endonuclease complex. NCBI's taxonomy places the organism in Eukaryota, Metazoa, Cnidaria, Anthozoa, Actiniaria, Edwardsiidae.
CCAGGAAAAGGCGCGGGUUCUAGACUUGACUCCAGUCCCUCUCGUUUCCCUAUUUUCAAGAUGGCGGACGAAUUUCAGUGAAAGUGACAUUCCUCUAUUAUAUGAAUAACUAUGGACGAGUUCGGUUACAUUACUAGUGCCGCUGAGCUUCAAAAACUAAAGAGACAACCAGCCACUCUACCUCCAAGCUGGGGACUUAAGGCCUCUUUCCCGUCAUGGACUGAAGAGGAGCAAGCCAGUGUGGAAUCCCUGAUAAAGGACCAUGCUGCUGUUCUGAAUGAAGAGAGGGUUGUUAAGAGAGGGAAUCUCUCAGUUGGCAUUUGGGUUCCUGAAAAGGCUAUGAUAAAAAUUGAAGCGGCAAGGGGAACGCAUUGGAAUCAUUUUGGAGUAGCUAUUAAUAGUGUCUUGUGGGCUGCACCGGAAGAGGCCUUGUUCCUCUUAGAACAGGGUUCCUUGGAGCUUUACUAUGGAGGGAUGCCAUUAACACUUCAGCAGGCAUUUUCCAUUUUACUACCCCACAUGUUUACUCUUGAUCAUUAUAUUGUCUAUGCCUACUUAUUGAGGCUGGGAUUCAUUGUUGUCAAGCAUCAGAAGAAAUCUUUCAAGGGUUCCAGGCAAUCCAAUGCAACAGCAGAUGAGAAGGGCGAUAGAUCAACUGAUGUAUCUUCAAGUAGUAUUCAAGUGAGUGAUACAAUCAUGUCAAGUCCUGCAGCUUGUCUUUGGAAAGAUGAAUCAGGAUGCAAGCCACUUUUAAGACCCAGUGAUGCCCGAUCAACAGCCGCUGUCUUAUCAAAGUUACAAGUUGUUAAGACACAAAGGAUGACAAGUACAGCUGCACAAGCCAGCAAGUACCUUAUUGCAUUUGACGUGUACCAGCCUGGAAGUGGGUACAAGAAAACAACCCCAGGUUCGCCAUACAUCUGUAUUUGCAUCUGCAGAUUCUUAGACCCAGUUCCUUCCCUUACCGAUAUAACCCACUUGACACAGAAAGCCCAUCCAACACCAGUGAAGUUUGCUGUGGUUAGUGGAGGAAACGUCUCUAUCUAUAGCUUCCUGGAUGCUGAUCUACCAACAUUUGUCAGCAAUGGAUAAAGACGGGAAUGCUGUGCUCACAGGUGACCUAGUGCUUCUGUGGUUUGCUGUGGUUAACAGAGACAGCGUCUCCACCUGUAGCUUGAUAAGUGAGGGCCUACCAACAUUUGUCAGCAAUAAUAAGAGACGGGAAUGCUGUGCUCACAGAUAACCUUGUGCCUCGAAGGUCUGCUUCGGUUAGCAGAGAGCAGAGCGGGCGUCUGCGGUUCUAUCAAAAUUGGUCAGCAGUGGCAGGGUUACCGUGGCAGGAGAUGAGUAAUGUCCACUUGAACAACUUUGAAGUCUGCGUUUGUCAGUGAAGAAACUAACUUCAGCACCUGAUCUAAAAAGAUCAGUAUGGCUAAACAUGGGAAUGCUGUGCACACAGGCAACCCUGCACGGAGGCCCAUUGUACUGUCUACCCUGGGUACCAGAGCCUCCAAACUUCUCUCGCCCAGUAACGCUCGUCGCGGCAUUUUGGCUGAGCGUCACUGGACGGGAGAAGUAAGAACAACGCCUUAUCCUCCACAAGGCAAAAGCUAUACAGAGCACUUCAAUAAAAA